Molecule: messenger RNA, 1045 nt
Organism: Dissoconium aciculare CBS 342.82
Lineage: Eukaryota; Fungi; Ascomycota; Dothideomycetes; Mycosphaerellales; Dissoconiaceae
Product: MFS general substrate transporter
Exons: 1
Coding region: 77-988 (303 amino acids)
Biological process (GO): transmembrane transport
Cellular component (GO): fungal-type vacuole membrane
Molecular function (GO): transmembrane transporter activity
Source: RefSeq, a predicted model, not a curated record
GACAGAAUAUUGGCAGAUUUUGUUGUCAUUCUCCAUUUUGACGGCGAUCGGAUCUUCAUUACUGCUCACUCCAUCGAUGGGCUGUGUUGCUCACUGGUUCAUGGAACGCCGUGGUCUCGCCAGCGGGAUCGCUUUCAUAGGAGGAGGAUUUGGAGGAGUUUUGUUCCCACUAAUGACACAAGCGCUACUGCCACAGGUCGGGUGGGCUUGGUCGAUCCGCAUCAUCGGGUUCGUCUUACUUGCAUUAUGCGCCGUCAGCAUCGCAUUCUGUCGAAGUCGGGUCCCGCCUCGAAACGGGGUCGCUACAUCUUGGCGAGACACGCUUCCCGAUGUGCGAAUCUUCUUCGAUGGAACGGGCGCCAUGGCAUUGACGACUGUCGGGGUUCUCUUGACGGAUCUGGCAUACUUCAUUCCCGUCACCUAUGUGCCGAGCUACUAUAUCGAACGACAGAACCUGUCCGAUAGCGAAGCAUUGACAGGAUCCGCGGCGUUUGCAUAUCAACUCCUAGCGAUCCUCAACGCGACGUCGUGCCUCGGACGAGCAGUCACCGGUCACUUCGGCGACAAAUUCGGACGAUACAAUGUGAUGAUCAUAUCACUGUUUUUCUGUAUAUCUUCGGUCUUGGCGUUCUGGCUGCCAGAUAUUCUCAUUUCUCAAAUGCCCAACAAUGCUUUGCUGAUCGUGUUCGUGGCGCUAUUCGGAUUCGUCAGUGGGUCCAAUGUCAGCCUUACGCCCAUUUGCCUGGGCCAACUGUGCGAGACCCAUGAUUAUGGACGAUACUAUGCCAGCUGCUUCACCGUGGUCGCAUUUGGCGUGCUUGUCAGCAUACCGAUCGCUGGCAGCCUCCUCUCUGCUGUUGAAGCUUCUGGGAAGAAGCGGUACUGGGCUGUCGCAGUCUUUACUGGAGCAAGUUACCUCGCAUCAUUUCUUUGUUUUGUUUGCGUCCGCAUCAAGAUCAAGGGAUGGAAUUGGAGGACCAAAUGGUAGUCUACAUCGGAAGCUUGUCCUGAGUCAUAUCAUAUAUCCCGAUAAAUGUCAUGAAUG